This is a messenger RNA of Morone saxatilis (striped sea-bass), 5659 nucleotides long. It is a transcript of the gene ndst2a, whose product is annotated as N-deacetylase/N-sulfotransferase (heparan glucosaminyl) 2a. Gene Ontology annotation, cellular component: Golgi apparatus. The record is from RefSeq and is a predicted model, not a curated record. Gene Ontology annotation, molecular function: deacetylase activity; heparan sulfate N-sulfotransferase activity. The transcript is spliced from 16 exons. Bases 960 to 3680 code for a protein of 906 amino acids. Lineage: Eukaryota; Metazoa; Chordata; Actinopteri; Moronidae.
CCCCUUCAGUCUUUGCCAGAUAGCGAAGAGAAAAGAGAAUAUCCAGUCUUCCUUUGGACUUCGGUUUGUAUAAACAAACAUUACAGGAAUAAUUUUGAGGGUUACAUUUGAAACCCUCCCCUGUAUGCCAGAUUUGGUUGAGCCCAGGGUUCCAGCAGAUCCAAGAUGGCGGACUGAGCAGCGCCGUGCAGAAGUUCACUUUUAACUGUAAACGCUGAAGCUUGUUCUCCUGCCUCUCUCUCGUCGAGCUGCAGUUUGUUGAGAACGAAUACUGAUGUUCCCAGCAAUGUUGAGUUGAAGUUCUUGUGACAGUGGAGGAAAAGCCAGGCCAAGCAAGGCUCUUCCAGAUUUGGAGCGGAAGGUUUUCAGAUCUGCAGUAUUUUCCAGGUGUCUUUUUCUGGGAUGUCCAGGCAGGGUGGCCUGAGGGGGUUCAGCCCCGAAGCGCAGGCCACCAACACAGACACUCCCACUGCUGAGAGACUACACAAGCAUCUACAGACGGACACAUCCAAAUGUAAAGACACCUGCACCGCUGCUUGAAAGAAAGAACUGACCAAGCAGCAAACAGCUCAGGCUGAACUUUGGACCUGAUAUUCAGGAGAUCACCUGUGUCGUUGCCAGCUUUUAUUCAGCCAACUGCCCUUUCUCCCUCUUCAAUCACCAAAUAUUUGACAUUCCAUCCAUCAAAUAAUCAUCUAUCCUUCCCUCUGUUCCUCUUAGCAUUCAGUCAUAUGAGUUUUUGCACUGCAGAGCUAGAAGUGGAGAAUAGGUAAUGCAUGAUGCUGGCCAUGGUGACCUAGUGUAAAUGGCUAUUCCUCAGCACAGCUCAGUGCCGGUGUCUACUGCUCGAUCUUCCGCCUCCACUCCCUCCUCCUCUCACCCCUACUCCACCUCUCUGCUCUCCUUCACUGUUCACUGCUGCUGCUUGCUGCCCAGUCCUGCCUCCCCCCUCCAACACCAUGGUAGGUGCAGGCUUGGGUGUGUGGAAGCUAAUGAGAGGUGUCCGCCAGCUGGAGCUUCACCGCCUCAUCCUGGCACUUAUCAUCUUCUGCUUACUGUCCAUGGCCUUCCUAGCUUACUACGUCUCCAACAGCCCCAAAAUCAAGGAGGCCCCACCUUUACCCUUCAGUGACUGUGGCGGAGGAGGGGGAAUGUCACCCGGAGCGAGUACUGGGGCGGCUGGAGGAGGACCAGGUGUCCAGAGGUCACCGCUUUUCCUUCCUUCACGCCAGGGCCGAUUACGACAGGUGAAGGCAGUUGACAAUUCUAGGACGCAGCCUGUUGUUCUGGUGUUUGUGGAGAGCAUCUACUCCCAGCUGGGCCAGGAGAUUGUAGCCAUAUUAGAGUCUAGCCGCUUUCACUACCGGACAGAGAUUGCUCCCGGUAAAGGUGACAUGCCCACAUUGACGGAGCAUAACCGUGGACGCUACACACUGAUCAUCUAUGAAAAUGUGCUGAAAUAUGUCAACCUGGAUGCGUGGAACCGUGACUUGCUGGACAAGUACUGUGCUGAGUAUGGAGUAGGAGUCAUUGGCUUCUUUAAAGCUAAUGAAAACUCUCUUCUUAGCGCACAGCUCAAAGGUUUCCCCCUCUUUCUACACUCACACCUGGGACUCAGGGACUACCGUAUCAACCCCAAUGCUCCUCUACUGUAUAUCACCAAACCCAACCAGGUUGAGCAGGGCCCUUUACCAGGGGAUGACUGGACCAUUUUCCAGUCCAACCACUCUACCUAUGAACCAGUGCUUCUGGCUAGCACCAAGUCCUCUGAGGUGCUGGCACAUCUUGGACCCAGUCCUCUCCGGGCCCUCCACGCCACCGUGGUCCAGGACUUGGGACUCCACGAUGGCAUUCAAAGAGUUCUCUUUGGGAACAAUCUCAACUAUUGGCUUCACAAGCUAGUGUUUGUAGAUGCCAUUGCAUACCUGACAGGGAAGAGACUGUGUUUGUCCUUGGACCGCCACAUCCUGGUGGACGUGGAUGAUAUAUUCGUUGGCAAGGAGGGAACCCGUAUGAAGGUGUCGGAUGUGGAGGCGUUGCUCAACACUCAAAACAAGCUGAGAGCACUGGUCCCCAAUUUCACCUUCAACUUGGGAUUCUCUGGAAAAUUCUAUCAUACAGGUACUGACGAGGAGGAUCGGGGAGAUGACAUGCUGUUGCAGCACAGGAUGGACUUCUGGUGGUUUCCUCAUAUGUGGAGCCACAUGCAGCCUCACCUUUUUCACAACGUCAGCGUCUUGGCUGAGCAGAUGAGGCUUAACAAGAUCUUUGCUCAGGAGCACGGCAUUCCGACAGAUAUGGGCUACGCAGUGGCUCCGCACCACUCUGGGGUUUACCCAGUUCACAGCCAGCUCUAUGAGGCCUGGAAGUCUGUGUGGGGCAUCAAGGUGACCAGCACUGAGGAAUACCCCCAUCUGAGGCCAGCUCGAUACCGCCGCGGCUUCAUUCAUAAUGGAAUCCAGGUGUUGCCGAGGCAGACCUGUGGUCUGUUUACCCAUACAAUCUUCUACAAUGAAUACCCAGGAGGCUCAAAGGAGCUGGACAAGAGCAUCAGAGGAGGAGAACUCUUCCUCACUGUCCUCCUAAACCCUAUCAGUAUCUUCAUGACCCACCUGUCUAACUAUGGCAACGAUCGGCUGGGUCUGUACACCUUCGAGUCUCUGGUGAAGUUUGUCCAGUGUUGGACCAACCUCAGGCUGCAGACGUUGCCCCCUGUCCAGCUCGCUGAGAAAUACUUCCAGAUCUUCCCUGAGGAGAGAGACCCCCUCUGGCAGAACCCUUGUCACGACAAGAGACACAAAGAUAUCUGGUCCAAAGAAAAGACCUGUGACCGACUCCCCAAGUUCCUCGUCAUUGGACCACAGAAAACCGGCACUACAGCGCUUCAUUCAUUCCUGAGCCUCCACCCGGCAGUCACCAGCUCCUUCCCAAGCCCCACCACCUUUGAGGAGAUCCAGUUUUUCGGUGGAGCAAACUAUGACAAUGGGAUUGACUGGUACAUGGACUUCUUCCCAUUCCCUUCCAAUGUCAGCACAGAUUUCAUGUUUGAAAAGAGUGCCAACUACUUUGACACAGAGGUAGCUCCUAAGAGAGCUGCCGCCCUGCUUCCCAGAGCCAAAAUCCUGGCAGUGCUCAUCAACCCGUCUGACAGGGCUUACUCCUGGUACCAGCACCAGAGAGCCCACCAGGACCCUGCAGCCCUCAACAACACUUUCCAUGCAGUGGUGACUGCUGGCCUCUCAGCCCCCAGGGACCUGCAGGCCCUUCAGAGACGCUGCCUUCAUCCCGGGGCCUAUGCUACUCACCUGGAGCGCUGGCUGCAACACUACCAGCCCAGUCAGUUGCACAUCGUGGACGGCGCCCUGCUGCGCUCCAAUCCAGCACUGGUGAUGGAGGGGAUCCAGAGAUUCCUCGGUGUCACUCCCAUCUUCAACUACACCCAGGCUCUAAUGUACGAUGACAGCAAAGGUUUCUGGUGUCAGCGGGUGGAAGGAGGUCGAGCAAAAUGUCUGGGGAAGAGUAAAGGCAGGAAGUACCCUGAGAUGAGUUCUGAGUCGCGUGCCUUCCUGGCAGAGUACUACCGUGAGCACAACAUGGAGCUGCUGCAUCUGCUGAAUCGGUUGGGCCAACCGCUGCCGUCCUGGCUCCGCCAAGAACUCCAGAGCACGAGCUGGAGCUGAGGCCACAUGCGCUCACACACACAGACAGACAGACACAGGACAGAAAAGCCGGGACUGGAGUCUGUGGAUGAGCCAACUGCUUGGCUCUGGAUUAGACUGGACUACCUGAUCUGGAAUCAACAGCAGCACACACUGAAUGAGCUACAAGGUUUGAGCCGAUGUUACCGGUGCUCCUGGCAAGAAGAAGACAACAUGAGGUCUUUCUUUAAACAUUGGGCACCGUUGGAGAAGUGGACUCUCCCUCCAACUCCUGAUUUGUUGCCAAUCUCCCGCGAGCACUGGACCGCCCUCAACCUCAGUGUGUGUGUGUGUUGGACCGGGGUGACAUCAGUUUGCUGUGGAUCCAGAGGGACUGGGUGACCAGCAGGUUUGAGGCAUAAAGACCAGGUCAGACAGCCUUAACGCGAGGAGAGAAAGUCACAGGGCGAGCACGUGUGGAUGUGAGUGUACGACUGGAUACAGGACUAACAUACACAAACACACACACACACACACACACGCCUCACCUCUCCACAAGAAUGAUUGUAAAGCAGUCGAUUUUCAAAAGCAGUUGUAUAUGUUAGGUGUGAGGGGGAGUGAAAUGACCAGCAGCCUGAAGCAGACAGUACAGACAGACAGACAGACGGUCCAUAUCCUGGUCCAGGUUUCUCUGCCACACACACAUUUACCUGCAGGUCUAGCCAACAGUCGGGGUACUGCCUUUUAUCCUCAGUUUUCCAGUCUGUUUAAUGUCGUCGCAGACAUUUUAAAAUGGAUUUAUCUAACAUGAUGACAGCUCAAUGUAAAUAUCAUGUGUUCAGAUUUGGUACAUGUGGUCCAGGCUCUGCCUCGCACUAACAUCCUGUCAGGGAAGCUGUUUUUUCACUGAAGUGAAGAUGUUUUUUGAAUGAUAAUGGACUAUACUCCACAUUGGCAAGUUUCUCCAGUUUUUAUUUUGAAUUGCUUUGUAUUCUUGCUCUUAACCUGCAUAGCUUCCAUGUUUCAAUACUGGAGUGAAGCACACAGCACUGCGGAGCAAAGCUUGAUUUAGGACUGGAGUUUGUUAUUUGAGCAAUGUAGUAUUAAAGGUCCAACAUUGAGGAGGAUCUAUUGUCAGAAAUGGAAUAUGUGUGGACCAGUCAGUACCUUUAGCCUACUAAUAUAGCUGAAUUUUCCAAGAAAUGAAGUGUUUUUAGUGAUGAAAGGAAUGUUAUUAAUGAAUGAUAAUGGUCCAUUGUAAAUUUGCAGUUUGUCUACAGAGACAAAUGUUACCCUUAAACAUAUGUAAGGUUGGGCGCACAGAUUUUUAAAUAUGUCUUUCUGCCUGGUACAUUUCAAACUUCACGUCUCAAGCUGGUGACUCCUGCUGGUUUAUAGCCUCCAAGCUGAGAUAACACCAUCAGGGUUACUUUCUCAGACUUGACAAAGCUGCCCCAGAACCACAGAAGACAUACAAAUGGUUACAGACACGAGACCAACCACGACUAGCCAAUUAAGUAUUUGGUCGAAAAUGUGCUUUUUAUUUACUUUAUCAUCAAUCAAAGUGUUUUUGACUGUGAUGAACAGUUAAGCAGUCUUUUUACAGUGAUCCUGACAGGAUGUGAGCAUGCAAUACAGUCCUGGACCAGAGCUAUAUAAACCUAGUGUGGGUUGUGUUUGACUGUGAAAAGGGGAAUAAGCAACUCAGUGAGUAAGAGUGCUACACAGAAACAUUUAAAGCCUAUCACAUGUCAAAAAUCUUCUAAAAAAACCAACACAGAGUGCUACGCACACACACACACACACACACACACACACACCACCCCACACACCACCCCACACACUCUCAGUUGUCUCCAUCCAAGGACAGACACCACGAAUGUCAUUGGACGAGAGAACAGCCGUCGGAGCCAGUAUGGAGAUGAAUCAGAAGCUGCUGUCUUGUUUUCUGUUUGUUUUGUAUAAAUGUCAAAAAGGCCAACACUGUAUCAUCUCUAAUAAACACAUAGGGAGGUUGGAAA